This is a messenger RNA of Adelges cooleyi (spruce gall adelgid), 4616 nucleotides long. RefSeq names its product chromatin-remodeling ATPase INO80 (gene Ino80). The transcript is spliced from 28 exons. Gene Ontology annotation, molecular function: ATP hydrolysis activity; DNA binding; ATP-dependent chromatin remodeler activity. Lineage: Eukaryota; Metazoa; Arthropoda; Insecta; Hemiptera; Adelgidae. Gene Ontology annotation, cellular component: Ino80 complex. Gene Ontology annotation, biological process: DNA repair. The coding region runs from base 379 to 4407 and encodes 1342 amino acids. The record is from RefSeq and is a predicted model, not a curated record.
AAGGUAUCAGAUUAAAGAUUUAGAAUUCCGGUUAAUAAUAUUUUUUUUUUGCAUUAUAGAGCUACUUACAAGUAAUAUUAAUUCACAAAUAUUUAUUUGUAAGGUGUAAAAACAUAAAAAUGCAUUAGUUUGACAGUCUCUUACAAAUUUAUGUCGUUCGUGGACAAUACACAAAACGUUUUACAUUUAUUAUACUUAUAUCCAACUAAAAUUGAGUGUUUUCUUUUUUUUUAUAAUCUAAAAUUUAGUCAAAAAGUUAGACGUGAUAACUAAAUACAUAAACACCAAAUAAAUAACAUGCGUUUUUUUAUUUUUUCUCAAACAGAAACCUAACAUUUCUCUAAUCACAUUUAUUUUUUUUAAUACAAAAAUACAAUUAUGUAUGGUGAAAUGAAUAAUAAUGCAAUAGCGUUACCAUUACACUACCAACGUGUUGUGCAAGCUAUUAAUAUUAAACCGUACUUAAACUAUGUUGAAAACAUUUUCAGAACUCCUUUAGGCGAGGAUUCUAGCGACACUGAUCUAGAUGGAGAUUUUAGUGAUCUUGAAACUCCAGAAGAACGUAUGGCUGACCGUACUCGACUCUAUAAUUUAUCUAAUGUUGGAGAUGAUCGUUUAUGGUUACAAAGUCUCCUCCUCAACAGUGAUGACUCUGACGAUCCAGAUGAUAGAUUGACUGAAGAUGAUCUAAAAAAUAUGUUAAAAAUGCAUUUAUUUAAGAAAAAGUGUCAACAACAAUUUGAAACUGCUAAAAAUAAAAAUCGCUGUCGAUAUUAUAGUUCUGGUUUGUUAUCAAAUUUCGACAAAUAUCAAACUAGGGCUGAGAAAAAAAGUGUUCAAAAAACUAAGGCAUCUAAUAUCAGACAUAAACACAAAGUAUAUACAAAAAAUAGCUCUGAAAAUGAUAAAAAACUUACCAAACGUAAAACACGAUCUUUAAGUCCUACUGCUAAAACAUUGAAACUUGAAAAAAAGAAAGCUUUAUUAGAAGCAAAAUCCGCUCAGGUUAUACUGAUGAAAAGAAAAAAAUUAUGGUUACAUAUGGCUAAAAAAGAAAUGGGAAAAGUGCAUAGAAUGAAGAAUAAUAACCAUAAAGAAAUACUGAUAACUUGUCGUCGGACAGCUCAGUCUUGUAUGAAGCAUCUUCGCCAAAAGGCCAUUCAAAGUCAAAAAAAUAUGAAAGAAAAUGUGUGGCGUGCCAAACGUCUGACUCGUGAAAUGUUAACCUAUUGGAAAAAAUAUGAUCGCAAUGAAAGAGAGACGCGCAAAAAACAGGAAAAAGAAGCCGAAGAACAAAGAAAAAUGGAUGUAGAAUUAAUGGAAGCCAAACGCCAACAAAGAAAACUUAAUUUCUUAAUAACACAAACAGAGUUAUAUGCACAUUUUAUGUCAAAGAAACUUGGACAAAGUUCUGCAGAAGAACAGUUACGAAUUCUAAACCAGCUAGAUGAAGAAAAAAUACCUAGAUUAAUGCAUAUUGAAAAUUAUGAUAGUGAAGUAAUGAAAGAUAAAGCAUUACAAAAUACUCAAAAUGCAUUAGAUGCUCAUGUACGUCAAGCUACUGAGUUUGACGAUCCUGAUUUAAAAAUCAAUACUCCUCCUCCAAAUGAAGAACGUCCUCAACCAACAAUAUUUCAGGGUAGUCUUAAAAUUUAUCAAUUAAAAGGAAUGAACUGGCUUGCAAAUCUCUAUGAUCAAGGAAUAAAUGGAAUAUUGGCUGAUGAAAUGGGUUUAGGAAAAACUGUCCAAUCUAUAGCUUUUUUAUGCCAUAUUGCGGAAACUUAUCGUGUUUGGGGUCCAUUCUUAAUCGUUUCGCCGUCGUCUACUCUUCAUAAUUGGCAACAAGAAAUUGCAAGAUUUGUUCCUGCGUUUAAAGUUGUUCCUUAUUGGGGAAAUCCACAGGAAAGAAAAAUAUUGAGGCAAUUUUGGGACCAAAAAGGGUUGCACACUGAAGAAGCUAGUUUCCAUGUAGUCAUUACGAGCUAUCAAUUGAUUGUCAGUGAUUUUAAGUAUUUCAACCGUAUCAAAUGGCAAUAUUUGGUUCUUGAUGAAGCUCAAGCCAUUAAAAGUGCAAACAGCGUACGUUGGAAAUUAUUGCUGACAUUCAGAUGUCGUAACCGCCUGUUAUUGACGGGUACACCAGUGCAGAACAGCAUGGCUGAACUCUGGGCCUUAUUGCAUUUUAUUAUGCCAACAAUGUUUGAUUCGCACGAUGAAUUCACCGAGUGGUUCUCUAAAGAUAUUGAGAGUCAUGCCGAAAACAAAACUGGGAUUGAUGAAAGACACUUGUCUAGAUUACACUUGAUUUUAAAACCUUUUAUGUUACGACGAAUAAAAAAAGAUGUGGAAAAUGAGCUCUCAGACAAAAUUGAAAUACUCAUGUAUUGCCCUUUAACUUCACGUCAAAAAAUGUUGUACUCCGCUUUAAGGAAAAAAAUUCGCAUAGAAGAUUUGUUGCAUUCAGCCGGCUCAUAUCAAUCGUCUCCCAAUGUAACAUCAAACCUAAUGAACUUAGUAAUGCAAUUCAGAAAAGUGUGUAAUCAUCCGGAAUUAUUCGAAAGAAGAGAAGCAAGGUCACCAUUUACUUUUCACUCUGCAGAAUAUAUAGUUCCAAAAUUAAUCUACUUUGAUAACUCGGAUAGAUUUAAUUAUUUAAAGAGACAACAUAUAUUCGCCAACAAGUUUUGUAUAUUUAAUGUAGAAUAUUUGCACAACAGUUGUUUUUCCAGAGAUAAUGAUAAAGGAUUAAAUACGUUUUCAUUCAUGAGGCUUUUGAAACUUUCAGCUACCGAACUCAAUCAAUUAGUCAAUAAAGGAUUAAUGUAUAAGUUAUUGUACGUAUUAAUACAACAGAAAAUUAACAAUUUGAUACGAGAAAAAAUAUUUUGGGGUGACAACAGUAUCGUGUGGCCAUUUGUUGGAGAUAAUGUUCCAAAAAAGUUCAAAUUUGUUACGCCAAUAAUUAAUGACUGCACAAUUACUCAUACAACACACAUUUACCAUCACAUGUAUGAGACUAUGGAACAUAAAUUACAUCGUGUUAAACAAGCCAACUCUGAGCUAAAUAUAACAUUGGAAAGUAUUGAAAGUAAAUCGACAAACGGCUAUAACAACACCAGAACAUCGCAAAUACUUGAAUGUUGGCCCACACAAUUGCCGUCAUUUGUGUAUUUCUAUUCUCCAAAAGUGGCAACAAAAGGUCGAGCGAUAUGGGUUACCGGAAGCAGGUCGGCCGCUUAUGAAUGGCAAAGACACGAAAUGUGCGAUUCGCCCGAAGGAAAAAAUUUGCUGACAAACGGUCAUCCGGACUUUAGCUAUAACCAAUGGUCUUGUGAAAAUGUCGGAGGAAUUAAUGCACUUAGACCUAACAAUGGGUGGUUCCACAUUAGUAUACCAGACAAACAAAGCUUGGUUACCGAUUGUGGAAAAUUAACAAUAUUGGAUAAUUUACUUACUCAACUUAAACAAGAAAACCACAGAGUGUUAAUUUACUCACAAAUGACCAGAAUGAUUGAUAUUCUAGAGGAAUAUAUGUGGUAUAAAAAACUAAGGUAUAUGCGACUUGAUGGAUCUUCAAAAAUAUCAGAGAGACGAGACAUGGUUGCAGAUUUUCAAAAUCGAUCAGACAUAUUUGUGUUUUUAUUGAGCACCAGAGCUGGAGGGCUAGGUAUAAAUUUGACAGCUGCCGACACUGUUAUUUUUUAUGAUAGCGAUUGGAAUCCAACAGUUGAUCAACAAGCCAUGGACAGAGCUCAUAGACUUGGUCAAACCAAACAGGUCACUGUGUAUAGGCUGAUAACGCAACACUCUAUUGAAGAAAGAAUUCUACAAAGAGCUAAAGAAAAAAGUGAAAUUCAAAGAAUGGUAAUUAGUGGCGGCAACUUGAAACCAGACACUCUGAAACCAAAGGAAGUUGUAUCGUUACUCUUGGACGACGAUGAAAUUGAAAGCAAAUAUCGUCAAAAACAAGAAGAACGCCGACAAUUAGAAGAGACAAGAGCUGAGGGUUCUAAAGAGAAAGACCGCAAAAGAAAACAGGAUAAUAUCAAAAUUGAGAAUUCUCCUAAAAUAAAAAAACCUGAUGAAGGAACGUCAACCGAUGAACUUCCAUUAAGUCCACGAAGCGAAAGCAGUUUUGUUCAUGACGAAACUGGCAGUGAAACAACUAUUGAGCAAGACGAUUCUCCCACAAAAUCAUCGCCAAGAACUCCGACUUCAGCAACCAAACGUGGUCGUGUAGGACGUAGAAAUCGGCCUUCGAUUACGCCCGGUAAUUUGGUUUCCGGUGAUGAUAACUCUAGAAAAAAAAGACUUAUUAUAGCCAAGCGAGGACCAGGUCGACCGAGACAAAAAACUUCGGUUCCGUCUAAUUUGGGUUUUACUAGAGGUACAUCAAAAAAGUCUUGAGUCUUGACUAUUACUAUUUAUUACAGUAAUAGUGUGUUACAGUGUCUUUCUUUUUUAUCAUUAUAUGUAUAGUUUUUAUGUUCGGUUGAUAGUCAAUACAUUUUCAAAUAUUAAAGUCAUAAUGUAUGUUCAUGUAUGUUUAAGCUUUGUAAAUAUGACACACUUAUAACUGGUUUUUUUUUAUAUAUAUAAUAUUUUGAACAAACUGU